AUGCAAAUGCAAAAGUCGGGUCAGAAUUCUCACGGCACAAAGUCUAGAAGAGUUCGCACAGGCUGUCUCACCUGUCGCGAGCGGCAUUUGAAAUGCGACGAGGCAUCGCCGAGGUGUCAGAACUGUUCCAAGUCCGGGAGAGUGUGCAAGAGAGGCAUUCGUCUUAAUUUCAUCGACACGCAAACUGCUGCUCCUCCACAUAGUAUAGCUCCUCUGCCUGGUACUCAAGUAUCAUUCCAAGACGAGUCGAGGGAGAUUGCAUCCGAAUAUGUCGGGGGCGCUGAGAGAUAUCCGCCAUUGAGACAAACUAUUGCCUUGGUAGCUAAUGAAGCACCGCCGCCCCAAUUUGAUUUCGCAAAUACCCUCAACACUUCUCUUCUAUCCUCGUUUCCUGGGGCCGCGCAUUCGGAGAUACCAGAAUCUAUACUCAGCGAGCAGCAGUACGCCACGACUCACCAAUUUCAUGGACAAAAUGUGUUUUUACCAAAGAUGUCGAUGACGCCUACGAAUGACCACCCCUGUAUCACUAAUCCCGAGGAGGUCCUUCUGCUGCAGGUCUUCGUUGAAGAAGUCGCACUGUGGAUGGAUUCUAUGGAUGCUGGCAGCCAUUUCACAAAUAUCAUACCAUAUCAUGCUCUAAAUGAGCCAUUACUUCUCAAUGCUAUCUUGGCAUGUGGUGCUCGGCAUCUUCAUCUUGUGAAUGCGUCUUUUGGAGAGGAUAGAGCUGUCCAUUAUUAUAAUGCCGCCUCACGAGACUUACUCGUCCAUCUGGAGAACCCCCAUCGCGAUCGUGCUCUUUGUGCAACUGCCGCAGUCAUCCUGAACGUGUACGAGGUGAUGUGCGAGAGUGCGAUGCAACGGAUGAAUCACAUAGCAGGAGCGAGGGCUCUUAUCAAGGAGUGCCGGUGGAACGGCAAGUCACCUGGAAUUGGCGGGGCCUGUUUCUGGAUAAAUGUCGGGAUGGAGCUGUUGAGCUGUCUUCAUUUCAACUGGCGGAUGUCUUGGGAUCCUGACACUUGGGAUAUGGAUAUAGAGACGGAACUUGUGCCGUCUGAUAGCUUGUUCGGUGAUGAGGAGAGUUGGACGCACCGAAUGCUUUAUAUUUGCGCCAAAAUCGCCAACUUUCGGGCUAUUCUAUUCCAAAUGCAAGGGUCGGAUCGACAAUCGCCCCAAUUACGCUUACAGCAAAGGUGUCAUGAGUGGGAUACUUAUAAAAGGUGGUGUGACGAAUGGGCGAGAUGCAUUCCACGGUCGAUGGUACCAAUUUGCUACCUCCAGCCAUGGCAAACAACAUCUAAAUCUGCUUUCCCUGAAGUCUGGCUCGUCAAGCGGUCUGCAGUUGUUGGCCGUCUCUUCUACCAUACUGCAUGUAUCCUCUUGGCCAAAACGCAUCCUCUCGAGUCGGAAUUUAGCCCAAAUAUGCGAGACAUGCAGCAGAAGCACGCCUAUGAUAUUUGCGGUAUUGUUGCUCAUGUCAAGGAUCGUGGCGUUGCAACGACAUCAAUCCGCUGUCUUGCGAUUGCAGCCGAGUGCUUGGUCUCUCGUGAAGCCCAGGAAGAGGUUCUGCAAAUCAUCAACAAAAUAAUAAAGGAAACAGGCUGGCGCAUAUCAUUCCUCAAAGACGAGCUUCAGACAAAAUGGGGCUGGAACGCAGAUAGUCACCAGCAUUCAGAAGCCAGGGCCUCUACUACUGCUGCUACUGUUUCUACAGCUAACAAUGGCACCUCGACACCCAUGGAUACUGUUUCACUGCUGAAUCCUGAUAUACCUCCGGCUCCUCCACCUCCCCGAUCCAGAAUUCCGCCUGGAAUCAUCAACCCGAUGAUGGCUACUGCUGAUUUCUCGAUGGCUAAUCAUCCAUACCAGGAGCAUUAUGUUGCGCCGCAUAGCGACCUUGAGAGCUACCAUUACGCACAAUACUGA
Talaromyces atroroseus is the source of this 1923-nucleotide messenger RNA. RefSeq lists its product as hypothetical. Gene Ontology annotation, molecular function: zinc ion binding; transcription cis-regulatory region binding; DNA-binding transcription factor activity, RNA polymerase II-specific. The transcript is spliced from 4 exons. The record is from RefSeq and is a predicted model, not a curated record. Gene Ontology annotation, biological process: positive regulation of transcription by RNA polymerase II. Lineage: Eukaryota; Fungi; Ascomycota; Eurotiomycetes; Eurotiales; Trichocomaceae. Gene Ontology annotation, cellular component: nucleus. Bases 1 to 1923 code for a protein of 640 amino acids.